Nakaseomyces glabratus is the source of this 1227-nucleotide messenger RNA. It is a transcript of the gene AVO2, whose product is annotated as Avo2p. Gene Ontology annotation, molecular function: protein binding. Gene Ontology annotation, biological process: protein localization to ciliary inversin compartment. The record is from RefSeq and is a predicted model, not a curated record. Lineage: Eukaryota; Fungi; Ascomycota; Saccharomycetes; Saccharomycetales; Saccharomycetaceae. Gene Ontology annotation, cellular component: ciliary inversin compartment.
AUGCUGGAAGAUCCGUCACUUCGAUUACGGAAGGCAAUCAAAGAAGGUAAUUUACUGAUAGUGAAAAGAUUGUUGAGGAGGUUUCCAGACUUGCUCACGAACAUAGAUCCUUGUAAUGGGUGGAGCUCGUUGCAUUAUGCAUCAUAUCAUGGUAGGUAUCUGAUCUGUGUGCUAUUAAUCCAAUUGGGGCACGAUAAAACUGAAGUGCUAAAGACCUUUAAAGGCAAUACGUGUGUGCAUCUGGCUUUGAUGAAUGGUCAUGAGCAGACUACGCAUCUGUUACUGCAGCACUUCCCCAGAUUCAUUAACAAAGCCGGUGAGCUAGGUAGAACUCCGACACAUAUUGCAUGUAUUCAUGAUUAUUAUCAAUGUUUAAGUUUACUUAUAGGAGUUGGAGCAAACCUUAUGAUGAAAGAUGAUAAGGGCAAUACACCACUGCAUUUAUGUCUAGAAUUCGGGAGUACAAACUGUAUGAAGAUGCUGGUCAAUGAAAUACAGAUCUCCGAUGAUUCAAUAAGAAAUAACGAUAAUUGGCGUCCUAGUGAUGUAGCUAAGACAGUUGAAUUGGCUAAGUUCUACAAAAAAAUACGAAAGGAGAGUGCUGCAACUGAUAAUUUAAAGAAACCAAGCUUUCAAUCUUUUAAAACCCCUGUUUUAACAUCUAAGGCUGUUUUCGAUGAUGGUCCUUCACCGGUUUUAAGCAUUAACUCUUCACAAAUUGGCAAUACAGGAACUAAUAAUAUCAAUAAUAGUCCUUUACCAAGGUUACAGGGUAUCUUUACAAGUAGAAGACCUUCCGUUCCCACAUUGAAUGAAAUACAUAAUGGAAACGACAGGAGCCCACUUUCAGGAGCAAACGCCUUUGGUUUAUCAAAAAGUUCUAGCACAAGGUCUGCCUCUUCACCAUCCCAUAUAGUAAGAAAUAAAUCGCUUACAUAUCUAGGUGUUAAAGACAAGCCAAGAAUGGGAAAAUUCGAAGUUAAUACAGAAAGUGACAGCUCCAGAUCUAACAUAUUUGGAGGAAGUGAUAACAGUGCCUUGAUUAAUCGGUAUUUGAUUCCUAGUAAAAGCAUUAAUGCUGAUGAUGCUGCGACAUCAGAGGACUCUUCAAAAGAUCUAAACUCUCCCACAUCUAUCAGCUUCAAUCCCCACAGACGUGUAUCAUUAUUGAAUAUUCCAAUAUCAAAGCUAAGAAACGAUGGUUCUACGAAUGAUCAAAAUAACUGA